Volvox carteri f. nagariensis is the source of this 1894-nucleotide messenger RNA. RefSeq lists its product as uncharacterized. The record is from RefSeq and is a predicted model, not a curated record. The transcript is spliced from 7 exons. Lineage: Eukaryota; Viridiplantae; Chlorophyta; Chlorophyceae; Chlamydomonadales; Volvocaceae. Bases 173 to 1894 code for a protein of 573 amino acids.
CAAAAUUGAGCAUCUUUAGUCAGAUAUCUUGCACAACUAUCGCAAUUUGAAUGAGGCACUAACAUCGUUUGCGACCAAUGACAGAGCUUGUCGUAGUCCAGGUGAUGAAGAUACAGCAUAAGCGAGUCCAGGAAGCUGUCGGCGCAAUUUGACUUGUUUUGUGUCGGCAUUUAUGGACUUCGACAAGUUAAACACCAGUCGAAUUGGCGCCUGCAAAAGAUCGCUGCCAUUUGAGCAUCAUGUUACGCGGGAGCUAAAGCGGGUCAAGGAUUGUGCUCAGGAGGAACAAGUUGCGGCGCCCGUAGUAACGGCACCUUUGUCCUCACGCCUGAAGCGGCCUCUGGAAGACUGUGAAAUAGUUACAGAGAAAGAGAUUUGUGCGGCUGGAGGCGCCGCCGUUAACUUCUCACCGGCGAACAGCGAGGGCGGCAGCCGCAGUGCAUCUGCCCUUGGGGAUCGGACUCGAGUCCUGCAAUCGUCCGACCUUGAAAACAGCAUUGCGAUCUUAUCCGGCGCCCUCCGAUGGCGCAGCCCCGUGAAACCGUACAAGAUGCCCCGCCUUCAUGGACCGCGCCUGCCCACUGCCGUGCGCGGUAUCGUUGACGUGGGAAUUGAAACUGGUAACCACGACGACCAGCCGGGGCGUCACUCGCAGCACCCGAACCAUCAGAACCAAAAUGCGUCAACGGAUGCGACUGGCUGCACGGCGGAACUGGCGCAGUGCCACCAACAGCAAGCACAACAGCAGCCCGGGGUGGCCAGUGUCAAUCCCGUAGGGCAGCAUCCCCAGGGGCCAUCGGGCGGACAUACGCAGCCUACCGGAGCCGUACCUGUGGCUCAGCAGCAACAGCAGCAGCAGCAUGAGUGGGGCCGGCUGUUCAGCGCCCUGAGCCUCGGGGGCCCGGCUCACAGCUGUCUCCGGUCCGACCCCGUGUGGGCAGCUGCCACCAGCAACAGGGAGGGCCGCGGUGGCGUAAGCAGUUCGGCUACCUCCCGGGGCUACAUUAGUGGCGGGCAAGGCGUGGAACAGCCCAAGGCGCGUUGCGCCCCAGUUGGCAGCAACAACUGCCGCGGCAGCAGCGGCAGCUCCCAGGCCACGCCUGUCAUAUGCGACGGAAGCAACACCUGCAUGGCUCCCUACCCAAACCAGCCUAUUGGGAGUGUUAUGGUAGGAACAAGCCCAUGCGGCGAUGCUCAAGGGCCUUUGCCGGGGCCGGCAUUGAUGGGCGCUGACUUGACGAGCCUUGCCAUUGGGCCGCCGCCGUUGACUGCAUCACCUUCUGGAAGUGCUGUGUCCGGGACUCCGUAUUCCGUCGUUCCUAUCAGCCCGUGGCAUCAGUCGGAGCCCGGUAUGGGCAGCGAAGCCGUGGUGGGAAUGAGCCUAGUCAAGGCUGUAGCUGAACCAGGCCCUGUCAUGCCGGGCCUGGCAUCUGGGUCACAGCUUGAACGCUAUACGGGUCGUGCGGUAUCUGGAUCCGUUGCAGCCCGAUGUGGUGGCUUCUUGGCCCAAGAGGCCUUGGGGAGCCGAGCGGCGCGCCGGCAAGCUUCCAGGCGCAUGGGCCGCUUGUCGGGCCGCACCCGGGGCCCGGGCAAGCGGGAGGCGGAAUGGGGCCGCCUGGGGCUCAUCCACACGGGCAGCGCAGCGACCUUCCCGGGAGCAGUUGGUCGCACCAGGCGGGCGCGGAGGCGUGGAGUGGAGCAGCACAGGCGCCGCGUGCGCAGGAGGGCCCACACAAGGAGCGUGGCGUCAGCCGGUCCGCGCCUGCUGGUGGUGCUGCAGCGGCGGCGCCAUCAAAUGGCUGCUGGCAAUGCGCCCUUCCAUGCCCGCAUGAGCAACGCCGAAGUGAAUGACCACGUGGACGCGUGUGUGAGGGUGCUGUCGAGCGACAUGUGA